Messenger RNA from Cornus florida, 807 nucleotides. RefSeq lists its product as uncharacterized. Gene Ontology annotation, molecular function: phosphatidate cytidylyltransferase activity. The record is from RefSeq and is a predicted model, not a curated record. The transcript is spliced from 2 exons. Gene Ontology annotation, cellular component: mitochondrion. The coding region runs from base 55 to 360 and encodes 101 amino acids. Gene Ontology annotation, biological process: CDP-diacylglycerol biosynthetic process; cardiolipin biosynthetic process. Lineage: Eukaryota; Viridiplantae; Streptophyta; Magnoliopsida; Cornales; Cornaceae.
UUAUCUGCAGUUUCCUCCCUUGUUUCUAUUCUUCCUGCGACGAUCAGAAGCCAAAUGAUGGUGAGACUAGGAGAAGAGAAAAAAGUUGAUAAAUCUGGUCAAGUUAUACGCGAGGUUGUGAUUAAUUCAAGAGAAGAGGUUGCUGAAUGCAUGCGGAAAGUUGUGAGGCGUAGGGUUAUGAUUUCAAGUGCAAGGCGGACUGUCUCUGGAAUACUGACUGUUGGUGCUGUUCAUGUAGUUAGAUAUCUUGCAAAUAAGAUUCACAAGGCUUGGAAAUCAUGGACACGGACUUUCAGUCUCUCCUAUUUUGGUUUUUUUCUCCAUCCAAGUGGGUUAAUUUCUUGUGGACUGAAACCCUGACAAGAAAGUACAACAUCAGCUUGAUUUCCUUCAAUAGGAGGUGUUCUAAAACAAAGGCUAAAUGGGCUGUCUUGAAGUGCACUAUAUUUUUGGAAAACUCUUGAGAGGAAAUGAAUGAUUCCUGUAGGACGGAAAAGAAAGUUUUGCAUCUUUAAUAUAAGGGUCAUUUUUUCUAUUUGUAUUUUUAAUAUUUGAAUCGUUUUUUUUCUCUUUGGGGUAAGAAGAAUCAUUUUUUUUUUUCUUUAAUUUUGUAAAUUAUAUAGGCCUUUUUUUAUAUAUUUUUUUUACCUUGCAAUUUAUUGAGAAAUAACUUGCAUAUUCGGGUUGUAAUGACUUCUUUAGUGCAGAGAGUGCUUGUUAGUUUGAAUAUUUAUUUAAAAUAUGGUUGAGGGUUCAAGUUCUUGCAUAAACAAAAAUAAAAAAGAAUGUGAGUUUUUUAUUUUCAAA